Molecule: messenger RNA, 4411 nt
Organism: Loxodonta africana (African savanna elephant)
Lineage: Eukaryota; Metazoa; Chordata; Mammalia; Proboscidea; Elephantidae
Gene: IKBKE
Product: inhibitor of nuclear factor kappa B kinase subunit epsilon
Exons: 16
Coding region: 632-2680 (682 amino acids)
Biological process (GO): peptidyl-serine phosphorylation
Cellular component (GO): cytoplasm
Molecular function (GO): ATP binding; protein serine/threonine kinase activity
Source: RefSeq, a predicted model, not a curated record
CCUCUGGCACAGGGAACUAACAUUCUCAAGGGAUUUACGUUUUUAAGAAAGACUGCCGAGAAGGAAGCUGAGGCAAGGCAGGGAACUAACAUUCUCAAGGGAUUUACGUUUUUAAGAAAGACUGCUGAGAAGGAAGCUGAGGCAAGGCAGGCUUCCAGGCGCACUGAGAACCUAGAGGAUGUUAGGGCAGGAGGAGGCCCCAUCCAGGCCAGCCUUACCUGAGAGUUCUUAAGGGAUGGUGGCCUGCUGAGGCCCCUUCCCCAGUCAUCUCGGGAAGCCCAGCCCUGGCUCUGGUUUUCAAAGAGGCACUGAGUUGAACUUCUCUGGAAUGAAUUGGUCUAGAGGAACUGGCCCUUAGAAGAAGAUGGGUGCCAGGGUGGGGAGGGGAGCUCUGGAGGGCUUUCAGAUCCUCCAUAGGGAUGUUUUGGCUUCUGCCCCCCGACCGCCCCCACAUUCACAUGCACUCACUCGCACACAUACACAGUCACUCUCACACUUAGGCACACACACAUACUCACAGACCCCGGAGCAGCCCUGACCUGGCGGCACUGGCUGCCCAGGAAGCAGCUGUUAGCUCACAGCAGCAGGAAGUGGUGGGCCCUGUGAGUGGGUGGGGAGGGGCUCCAGGCUCAUGUUGCAAUCCUGGAGAUUUGUCGUGGUGUGGUUGACGCUGCCUGACCCAGGGCCCUGCCUCCAACACAUUUCUGCUUCCUGGGACAAUCCCAGGCUGGGUGCCAGGAACCUGGAAUUCUCAGAGCCUGGGAGAGGUGAAAGAGAAAAGAGGCAGAAGGUGGCCGGCCAGCAGGAGCAGGAAAUGCAGAGCACCGUCAACUACCUCUGGCACACGGAUGACCUGCUGGGGCAGGGGGCCACUGCCAGUGUGUACAAGGCCCGCAACAAGAAAUCUGGGGAGCUGGUUGCUGUGAAGGUCUUCAACACUGCCAGCUACCUGCGACCCCGUGAGGUGCAGGUGAGGGAGUUUGAGGUCCUGCGGAAGCUGAACCACCAGAACAUCGUCAAGCUCUUUGCUGUGGAGGAGACGGGGGGCAGCCGUCAGAAGGUGCUGGUGAUGGAGUAUUGCUCCAGCGGGAGCCUGCUGAGUGUGCUCGAGAGCCCCGAGAAUGCUUUCGGGCUGCCCGAGGAGGAGUUCCUGGUGGUGCUGCGUUGUGUGGUGGCUGGCAUGAACCACCUGAGGGAGAAUGGCAUAGUCCACCGUGACAUCAAACCCGGAAACAUCAUGCGCCUCAUGGGGGAGGAAGGCCAGAGCAUCUACAAGCUGACGGACUUUGGGGCUGCGCGGGAGCUGGAUGACGACGAGAAGUUCGUCUCGGUCUAUGGGACUGAGGAGUACCUGCACCCCGACAUGUAUGAGAGGGCGGUGCUUCGCAAGCCCCAGCAGAAGGCGUUUGGGGUGACGGUGGAUCUCUGGAGCAUCGGGGUGACCCUGUACCAUGCAGCCACCGGCAGCCUGCCCUUCAUCCCCUUUGGUGGGCCGAGGCGCAACAAGGAGAUCAUGUACCGGAUCACCACGGAGAAACCAGCUGGUGCCAUUGCAGGUACUCAGCGGCGGGAAAACGGGCCCCUGGAGUGGAGCUACACCCUCCCCAUCACCUGCCAGCUGUCCAUGGGGCUGCAGAGCCAGCUGGUGCCCAUCCUGGCCAACAUCCUGGAGGCCGAGCAGGCCAAGUGCUGGGGCUUUGACCAGUUCUUUGCGGAGACCAGCGACAUCCUGCAGCGCGUGGUUGUCCAUGUCUUCUCACUGUCCCAGGCCGUCCAGCACCAUGUCUACAUCCACGCCCACAACACGAUUGCCAUCUUUCUCGAGGCUGUGUACCAGCAGACCAACGUGGCCCCCCAACACCAGGAGUACCUCUUUGAGGGCCACCUCUGUGUCCUGGAGCCCAGCCUCUCAGCCCAGCACAUCACCCACACGACUGCAAGCAGCCCCCUGACCCUGUUCAGCAUGGCCAGCGAGACCCCCAAGGGGCUGGCCUUUAGGGACCCUGCUCUGGACAUCCCCAAGUUCGUCCCCAAAGUGGACCUGCAGGCAGAUUACAACUCGGCCAAGGGCAUGUUGGGCGCUGGCUACCAGGCCCGGCAGCUGGCACAGGCCCUGCUGGAGGGGCAGGAGCUGAUGCUCCGGGGGCUACACUGGCUGGUGGAGGUGCUCCAGACCACAUGUAGGCGGACACUGGAGGUCACGCGGACGGCCCUCCUCUUCCUCAGCAGCAGCCUGGGCACCGAGAGGUUCACCAGCACGGCUGGGAGGCCUGAGAUCCAGGAGCUGAGCGGGCCCGCAGAGCUGAGGUCCAAACUGAGAACUUUGGCUGAGGUCCUCUCCAGAUGUUCGCAAAGUGUCACAGAGACCCACAUGAGCCUGAGAAACCUGAGCUCAGAGCUGGUGAAGAACCGGGAUCAGCAUCCAGAAGAUUCAGUGUUGUUUGGACAAGAUGUACCUCAUCUACAAACAGUUCAAGAAAUCCAGGAUGAGACCAGAAGCCCUCGGAGGAGGCCAGCCUGUUUUACAGGCACUGGGAUGGGAAGCCACUUGCCCCAGGUGACUGCCAUCCUGAGGCAGGAACAGGCUCAAACCCAGGGGAUGGCUGGUGAUGUGGGCUGGGUGGGGCCUGGGGAGGGCCUCUUUGUCUCUUGGUUGGGGAGCGAAGGCAGCAGAAACUAACCUUCUCUCUCCUCAUCCUGCCUCAAGCACUUCCUGUAGACUGAAGGUCUUGUGCUUGACGGUCAAAUUCUCUUCUCUCCCUGAGAUUAUUUUAAAAGCGCUGUCCGAUGAAAAUAUAAUGCCAGGCACAAAUGUAAUUUUAAGUCUUCUCAUGGCCAUUUUUUAAAAAGUAACGGAAACAGGCAAAAUUAAUUUUAAUAAUAUAUCUCGUUCAACCCAAUGUAUUAAAAAUGUCAUUUCAACAGGCAAAUAAUAUAAAAAUCAAUAUAAACAAAAUUAUUAAAGGGACAUUUUACAUUCUUUUUUUGUACUAAAUCUACAAAAGCUUGUGUGCUUGUUAUACUUAAAACGCUUCUCUGUUUACACACUAAAAUUUUUAACAGUUACAGUGAAAUGGAGUCCUACCAAAAUAAUAAAGUCAUUUGUAACGGAAAAAUAUUUCAUACUGCUUUGCUUUUUAAAUUAAAAUAAGCUGUUAGUUCCUCAGUCACACUAGCUAUAUUUCAAGUGCUUAGUAGCCACAGAUGUCCAGCAGUCACUGCAUUGGGCCGUGCAGCCGUGCAGUUCUAGAAGGUGAUCUCUCUCUGGUAGCCUCAGUCCUGCCUCUGAGUUCAGCCUUGCAGGCUGUGGUCUGGAGGAGUGGGGUGGGCGCCACAAGAGAUAGGAAAGGGAGAGUCUCCUGCUCUUAGAAGCCGGUGGGACUGAGAGCUCAGCAAGCAUGGCUUGUGCCCAGCUGGCCACCUUUGCUGCAAUUUUGAGAGAACCUCAGAGACUUUUCUGCCUCCACCGCUGGACUCGCACAAUAGUAUAAUCACUAAGUGUCUGAGCACCUCCCAUGUGUUGAGCACUGCCCUACAGGCUGUGUGUCACCCAGGAACACCAGCCCACCCCUGCUGUCCAUUGACCCCAUAGGGUUUCCAAGGCUGUAAGUCUCUACCGAAGCAGACUGACACACUUUUCUCCCACGGAGCCGCUGAUGGUUUCCAGCCGCCUGACCUUUCAAUUAGCCAUUGAUCACUUUAACCACUGUGCCACCAGGGCUCCUUCAAGGGAUUUUAGCCCCCUGCUAAUAAGAGGCAGGGCUGGGUCUUGUCCCAGAUCUCUUGGAUUUCACAAGUGCUCAGCUGGCUGAGUGCAGGCCCAGGACGAGGAGCCCAGGGGAACUGCUGUGUCUGAAAUGGAGGUGAGAGGCCAGCAAGGCAAACCUCUUACAUCAUUUCAUGUUGGGGCUGCCACUGUAAUGGAGGCCAUUCCCUCGAAGCCCAGGAGGGGGCAGCAUCUCUCUACAGCAGUGAGCGUUAGGACCCUUCAGGAGGCAGCCUAGGCAGUGAAAAUUCCAGCUCUCAUUCAUUGCAGGGGGGCCAGGAAUCUUCCUGCUUCUUCCAGCAAAAAGUGGCUGAGCCAAGAAGAGGAGGGUUGAGGGGAAUGGCCUGGCUUAUCUAGGUCACUCUGACUGCAGGGUGAGCAUUCAGAGAUGGGACCAGCCAGCUGUAGACAUCAGUCUCCCUGGGAGGUGUGUGGAUGCAGGGCAGCAGCUCACCAAACAUCCUUCAAGGGAUGCCUGGUACUUCCCACCCACCACCUCCCACCUGAAACCUUCUCUGAUUACCACCCCCACCCCAUGUGCUAUGGCUUCCCUUCCUCUGAGCUCCAGGGCAAUUUCUCUGCAAGUUUUUUAGGUCUCUCCCUCAUAGUAAUGCAAUAGCUGGGUAAUUGUUUCACUCCUUCUGG